CCAGCAAGGAUGAGAAAGAAAUGCCUGCCCUCACCCCUCUGAUACAAAUAAGGGAUGGGAAAUCAAGCGAGUUCUCCAAGGCUGAGCAGUUGGCGUCCCCUGCCAUCUGAAGAUCCUGGUCGCCGAGCGUGAAAGGCACACCUAGUUGUGUAAUCCUCAGCUAAAGCCCACUGAGUCCAUUCUGCGAAGUCACACACCUGAACCUUCUUGACUUGUCAGGAUGAACAGUCAGAAAAAAAGAAAAGAUAUGGAACCUGCUUGUACCUGGAGUUUAUUGUCUGAAGAAAAAGCUACUUCAAGUUCUCUGGCUUCAUUUUCUUGGAGGGAGCUUACAGAUUACCGAGAAGUAUUCAGAAAAUAUUUGAAAGAAAAAUACCUAAAAAUAGGAGUUGAUAAAUGUUAUCACCAUGGCAAGCAUAUAGAGUCACGACUGCUUAUUGUAAAAGAACAUGGUAUAUCAGAAAAGACACCGUGUGGAAUUCCUCAGCAAGAUCAUUUUAUUGAGAUGGAACAUGUAUUUGAUCCUGAUGAAGAGGGCUCUAGCUCAUCCCAAACCGUGGUGCUUCAGGGAUGUGCUGGAAUUGGGAAAACAGCUGUGGUGCACAAGUUCAUGUUUGACUGGGCAGCAGGAAGGGUUACUCCAGGCAGAUUUGACUAUCUCAUCUACAUCAACUGCAGAGAAAUAAGUCAUGUGGCUCUCCUUAGUGCUGCUGACCUGAUCACUAACACUUUUCAAGAUAUAAAUGGACCAAUCCUGGAUAUUAUUCUUGUAUACCCAGAGAAGCUUCUGUUCAUUCUUGAUGGAUUUCCUGAGCUUCAGUACCCUGUGGGUGAUCAAGAAGAGGAUCUUAUUGCUAACCCUCAGGAAAGGAAGCCAGUAGAGACCCUCUUGUGCAGUUUUGUGAGGAAAAAACUGUUCCCUGAAUCCUCCCUGCUGAUAACUGCCCGGCCUACAGCCAUGAAGAAGCUCCACUCUCUGUUAAAACAACCUAUCAAGGCAGAGAUCUUAUGGUUUACAGAUGCUGAAAAGAGAGCCUAUUUCUUGAGUCAGUUUUCAGCUGCCAAUGCAGCAAUGAAACUCUUUUAUGGCCUGCGAGAAAAUGAAGGCCUUGACAUUAUGUCUUCUCUUCCCAUCAUCUCCUGGAUGAUAUGCAGUGUCCAGCAGUCACAGGGAGAUUGUGACAAGACUCUUUUGAGGUCACUUCAGACCAUGACUGAUGUGUAUCUGUUUUACUUCUCCAAGUGCCUCAAAACCCUUACAGGUAUCUCAGUGUGGAAGGGACAGAGUUGUCUGUGGGGCCUUUGCUCUUUGGCUGCAGAGGGACUUCAGAACCAUCAAGUUCUUUUUGCAGUCAGUGACCUCAGGAGACAUGGGAUAGGAGUGUAUGAUACCAACUGCACUUUCCUCAAUCACUUUUUGAAAAAAGCUGAAGGAGGUGUCAACGUCUACACUUUCCUUCACUACAGUUUCCAGGAGUUCUUGACAGCUGUGUUCUAUGCCCUGAAGAAUGACAACAGCUGGAUGUUUUUUGAUCAUUUGGGGAAAACAUGGCAAGAAAUAUUCCAACAGUAUGGAAAAGGUUUUUCCUCACUAAUGAUACAAUUCUUAUUUGGCCUCUUACAUAAAGGAAAAGGGAAGACUGUGGAAACAACUUUUGGAAGAAAAGUCUCUCCAGGACUUCGAGAGGAGUUACUGAAAUGGACUGAGAAAGAGAUAAAAGAUAAGUCUUCGAGGUUACAGAUUGAGCCAGUGGACUUGUUUCACUGUUUGUAUGAGAUUCAGGAAGAAGAAUAUGCAAAAAGGAUAAUUGAUGAUUUACAGUCGAUUAUAUUGCUUCAACCUACCUAUACAAAAAUGGACAUUCUAGCCAUGUCAUUCUGUGUUAAAAGCAGUCACAAUCACCUGUCAGUAUCUCUGAAGUGUCAGCACCUACUUGGAUUUGAGGAGGAACAGCGAGCCUCAGCAUUCAUGCCACCAGCCUUGAUGCUUAAUCAGUCCUUCCAGCUGCGCAAUUUACCAAUGUCACGGCUGCACUUCCUCUGCCAAGCACUGCGUAAUCCAUACUGUAAAAUCAAGGACCUGAAACUGAUUUUCUGUCACCUCACAGCUUCUUGUGGUAGAGACCUCUCCUUGGUAUUUGAAACCAACCAAUAUCUUACAGAUUUGGAAUUCGUAAAAAAUACCCUGGAAGAUUCAGGAAUGAAGCUUCUGUGUGAAGGAUUAAAACAGCCAAACUGUAUAUUACAGGCAUUAAGGUUGUACAGGUGCCUUAUCUCUCCUGCUUCUUGUGGGGCACUAGCAGCUGUUCUUAGCACCAAUCAGUGGCUUACUGAGCUGGAAUUUAGUGAAACAAAACUGGAAGCUUCAGCUUUGAAAUUGCUCUGUGAAGGCUUAAAAGAUCCAAAUUGCAAAUUACAGAAGCUCAAGUUGUGUGCUAGCCUUCUCCCAGAAAACUCAGAGGCUGUUUGCAAGUAUCUUGCCUCUGUUCUAAUUUGCAACCCACACCUCACUGAACUAGACCUGAGUGAAAAUCCCCUGGGAGACAUAGGGGUGAAGUAUCUUUGUGAAGGUCUCAGACAUUCCAACUGUAAACUGGAGAAGCUAGACUUAAGCACAUGUUACCUCACACAAGCUAGCUGUGUGGAGCUCUCUUCUUUCUUGCAAGUGAGUCAGACUUUAAAAGAGCUGUUUGUGUUUGCGAAUGCCCUGGGGGACACAGGAGUACAGCAUCUCUGUGAAGGUCUGCAGCAUGCGAAGGGUAUAAUUGAGAAUCUUGUGCUUUCUGAAUGUUCCCUCUCUGCAGCUUGUUGUGAGCCCCUUGCCCAAGUGCUGAGCUCCACCCAGAGCCUGACAAGGCUGCUUCUAAUUAAUAACAAAAUUGGAGAUCUGGGGCUGAAAUUGCUAUGUGAAGGAUUAAAACAGCCUGACUGUCAGUUAAAGGAUUUGGCAUUGUGGACUUGUCACUUGACUGGGGCAUGCUGUCAGGAUCUGUGCAAUGCACUCUACACCAAUGAACACCUGAGAGACCUUGACCUCAGUGACAAUGCCUUAGGGGACAAAGGCAUGCAGGUGCUGUGCGAAGGGCUAAAACAUCCCUGCUGCAAACUACAGACCUUGUGGUUAGCAGAAUGUCAUCUCACAGAUGCAUGCUGUGGAGCCCUCGCCUCUGUCCUCAACAGGAAUGACAACCUAACAUUACUAGACUUAAGUGGAAAUGACCUCAAGGAUUUUGGAGUGCAAAUGCUGUGUGAUGCGCUGAUUCAUCCAAUAUGUAAACUUCAGACAUUCUACAUUGACACAGAUCACUUACAUGAAGAUACAUUUAGAAAGAUGGAAGCUUUAAAAAUAAGCAAGCCUGGAAUCACCUGGUAGGUCCCAAGGAGAACCCUUGAAUUGACUGCAUACACACCCCUUCCAUCUGGCAACAUCUUUAACAGUUGUACAGUAUUAUUUUUCAAACCCGUUAACCUUUGCUGAGGACACUAGUGUGAAACAAGCAGCAGUGAUUACUAUAUCUUACAUAGAACCAUCCACUAAGUAGGAUGUAAAAAGCAGAAGCACCUUAGUUCAAAUGUCUUCAGCAAUAAUACCAUACAUUCAUAUCUUGGAUUACAAUGUUCACUGUGCUUUCAGAAGAACCCUCAAAGGUGGGAAGAUCAGGCUCAUAGGGGUUGUGACAAGCUGUAGGUCACACAGCUCAUUAGUGGGAGAGUUAAGACUGAAAUCCAGCCAGAUCCCCCAAUACCCAGACCAUGCAGGGAAACAAUUGAAAAUAAACACCAAUAAAACAACACACAUGAAUAAGUCCACUUAAAGAAACAAGGUACUUGAAAUGAUUGCAAGAGAAAAGAGUCUAUAAAUACAUGUUAAAUCGUAUGGUGCUGAUUUGAAGCAAACUUGUGAUUCACAAGAGAGGAAUGAACUGGAUUAGUUAGGGAAAGGCUUCAUGGAACAGGUGAGAUUUGAUGUGGUUCUUCAGGAAUGAGUAGGAUUGAGAUAAGUAAAAAUAUACUGGCCAGUGUUAAAGAGUACAGGGCAACAAGGCUCUAUUUGUGAGCAGCUAAUCAAAAAAACUUAGAGAAAGAGAAAUGUUUGUGUUAGAAUUUCUUAAAAUUCCACAGUAUCCAUAAUCCUAGGCUUCUGAGGGUGCUCUCCACUUCCCAGUCUCGAUUCCCUUUCUGAACUUUUAGUAAGUCCCAUACCCCUCAGAAUGUUUGUAUUUGUUCAUAGGCUCCUAAGACUGACUCACUCCUCAUCCUUGACAGUAUCUUGCAUAGCUGACAUGGAUCCUACACCACACCCUGUUUCUAUAACUGCCUAGAUUCCAUAAAACAGAUGGUGUAGAAAGGGCACGCCAGUCAAGGAAAAUAGCACAAGCAAAGUCACUGAAAUAGAGCAAAUAAUUAUAAAUAUAGUGUGGGAUCACCACAAAGUAGACUGACCUUGCUGAAGUAUACAGUUGUCUCUGGAAGUUACUUCACUAGCUAUGUGACCCUGAACAAGUUAUGUGGAUUCCUAGAACCUCAGUUUUCUCAUCCUUAAAAUUGGAAUAAAUCGACAUCAACCUUACAGGGCUGUUUCCCAACAUGUUGCCUACCCCUCAGUAGGUACCAAUAAAUUGUAGCUAUUUGUAUGAGCGUAAACCUGUACUAUAACUCAGCUGUGUAGUCUUUGAACUCCUAGAUUUUCUUGCUGUGUAGUGUGAACUGUGCAUUUAAACUAAAUAUGUUUGGUGAAGGCAUUGAAUCUAGUGGGGGAAGAGACACACAGUAGGAAGUUAUUCCAGGUGAAAGGUUGUAGAGGGGUCCAGCUGCUAUCCAUUGUUGUGAAUUGUUUUCCACUAUUCUGGAAGAUGGUAACUCUCAUUGAGGAGACUAGGUUUAUCCUAAGAAGAAUGGUCAAGAUAGCAGUUUGUCUCCAGUUUUAUUAAGUUCUUUUUUUCCCUUUAGUUAUUUAACACAUAUUUAUUUAGCAUUUAUUAUGUGCCAGGUUUGGGGCUAAGCUUUGGCUUUACAGAGAUAAAUAUGUCUUUUCCUGUGUAUUUCCCCUAUCAUGUUCUCUGAUUGCCCUAGACACUUUGUCUGGUAAACAUCUGAUAAAACUUGGUCACAUUAAGAACUCAAAGAUACCAAGUUAAAUGAAAAUUUGCAGAAUUCUGUGUGUAAGUGUGUAUUCAGUUUGUGUGUAAGAGCAUAUACAUGCAUGCAUGUGUAUGUAUCUGUCCUGAAAAUGUACAGAAGGAUAUAUAUAAGAAACUGCUAAUAGUGAUUACCUCUGGAAAGAGAAAUUGGGCAAGCAGGAGUGGUGGGAAAAAGAGGGAAGGAAUUUUUCAUUACUAGCCUUCUGUUCUAUUUGAUGUUUUUACCAUGUGCAUGUUACUUUUAUAAUUAA
Messenger RNA from Tupaia belangeri chinensis (Chinese tree shrew), 5392 nucleotides. RefSeq names its product NACHT, LRR and PYD domains-containing protein 3. The transcript is spliced from 14 exons. The record is from RefSeq and is a predicted model, not a curated record. Gene Ontology annotation, molecular function: protein binding. The coding region runs from base 221 to 3373 and encodes 1050 amino acids. Lineage: Eukaryota; Metazoa; Chordata; Mammalia; Scandentia; Tupaiidae. Gene Ontology annotation, cellular component: cytoplasm. Gene Ontology annotation, biological process: negative regulation of inflammatory response; negative regulation of canonical NF-kappaB signal transduction; positive regulation of MHC class I biosynthetic process.